AUGACUUCGGCAUACAGCAAGCUUAAAGAGCUGGCCACAGCAUCGAUUGCCCGGAUCCUGACAGUCUGGGGCUACCUCAGUGCCUUCCUACUGUCCUUCACAAUCAAUCGCGCCUUCUUUGCCUCCGCACUCCUUCCCCUCUACCUUCUGAGCCUUGCAUAUAGGGUCUUGCCCACCCUAUUCUGGAACGCAACGCGGCUACUAUUGCCAAACGGAUGGAAAACGCUUGUGAAAGAUGCGGAGCAAUACCGACAGCGAGUAGACGCGCUAGCUCAAUCACAGCUGGAGGGAAAGUACAAAUUCAAAGAUGACGAGAUCAUCCGGACCGAUCAAAAGGGCAAGGGUUGGAUGGCUAAUAUGCCAUGGAGGGACAACGUGGAGGAGUUGAACGUGUGCGGCGCGACGGCCCGAUAUGUCCACCUGAAACCGAGUUAUCGCAGCAUCGCAACGGAUAACAAGGCCUCCCACCGGCCGAUCGUCUUUCUGCAUGGGAAUCCAAGCUGGAGCUAUAUGUGGAGAAAUGUAUUUCCCGCACUUGUGGAACGAGGACACGAGGUAUAUGCGCUGGACUGGCUCGGACAUGGUCGUAGCGACAAGAUCAUUCGUCCGGAAGCAAUCACCUUUGAGCUACACAUGCGUACCCUGCAGCAAUUCUUCGAAUCUACUGGUCUGGAGAACGCUACUCUUGUGGCUCAUGACUGGGGAGGCUGUGUCGCCUUGUCCACGCUACCUCGACUUCCGACAUCAGCCUGCACCAGUCUUUUCUUAUUGAACUCCUUCCUUCCUCCCCGCAUCAGCGAGAUAAGCGUGCAUCACGCCCUCCUCUACGCAAUUUGGUCCAUGACAACCGAGAUCCUCGGCGGGUGUACCCCCGAAUCAGCAGUCAUGCGCUUCAUGUCUCCAAGUAUCUCACAGAAGGACGUCACCGGCUACGCCGCGCCUUACAGGAAUCUCCCCUCAAACGCCAAGUCCAGUAUCUACCGCUUCUCGCAUAUGGCCCCGGCUACACCCCGCGUCGUCCUGACAAGUUUCCGAUACACAUGGUUGUGGAAACUAGUCGAGGGUUUGGCCGGACCAUCCAACUUCGACAACCUCACUGCUCAGGCGCGACUCUCUCUUCGCAACGAUGAGGUCCGGAGUUUUUGGAAAUCUAGCGAGAGAGCGCGCCAGUUGGAAGUUGCGGUUGUAUUCGGGGACAAGGACCCGUUGUUGAAAGAUUACAAGGAUGUUCUGGUGCGCGCUGUUGAUUCGCGGGUCAUGGUUGACUGGGCCCCUUACGGAGUUUGGCUAGACGGUGCUGGUCAUUAUCCAGCCGAAGAGAAGCCGAAAGCCGUUGGGGACUUGAUUGCUAGGCUUGCCAGAUAUCGCGAACCUACCGUCAUGGGGAGGUAA
Messenger RNA from Aspergillus fischeri NRRL 181, 1392 nucleotides. RefSeq names its product haloalkane dehalogenase family protein. Lineage: Eukaryota; Fungi; Ascomycota; Eurotiomycetes; Eurotiales; Aspergillaceae. The coding region runs from base 1 to 1392 and encodes 463 amino acids. Gene Ontology annotation, molecular function: catalytic activity. The transcript is spliced from 3 exons. The record is from RefSeq and is a predicted model, not a curated record.